Messenger RNA from Musa acuminata subsp. malaccensis (wild Malaysian banana), 1555 nucleotides. RefSeq names its product bHLH transcription factor RHL1-like. Gene Ontology annotation, biological process: regulation of transcription by RNA polymerase II. The record is from RefSeq and is a predicted model, not a curated record. Gene Ontology annotation, molecular function: protein dimerization activity; RNA polymerase II cis-regulatory region sequence-specific DNA binding; DNA-binding transcription factor activity, RNA polymerase II-specific. Lineage: Eukaryota; Viridiplantae; Streptophyta; Magnoliopsida; Zingiberales; Musaceae. Gene Ontology annotation, cellular component: nucleus.
GCAGCCGAGCAGCAAGGAGAUGCAAGCGAUGGUGGGCGGACUCCCCGCUUCCGCCGUCGCUGCUCACAUUGCGCUUCAGGAGCUCCAGAACGGUGGAGGCGCCGACCACGACGACUUCCUCGAUCAGAUGAUGUCCGGUCUCGCCCCCGCCUGGCAGAUGGGGCUCGGAGGGUACGAUGAUGCGUCGCUUCUCACGUCGAGGCUCCGGCAGCACCAGGCCGCCGGUGGAGGGAGCCCGCCGCCGACGGGGAAGUCGAUGCUGCUCCAGCUCAACCACCACCAUUACUCUCAUCACGCGUCUCCCCAGCAGCAAUUGCUCCUUCAGUCGAUGGGGCUGCCGCCGGCGGGAGGCGGCGGUGACUCGGGGGGUUUCCUUCCGCUGCCGCUCUCCCUCGGGAGCGGCGGGUCGCGGGAUUCCGGCCUUCUCUUCGACAGAUCUCGAGAGGAAGUCGAUGCGCCCUUCAAAUCCUCUGAUUCCACGGAAGCGGAGGCGCUCUACAACGGAUUGGGGGAAUCGCUGCAGCGAGCGGCUCAGGCGCCGAACCACCACCAUCAUUUCCCUCAUCCCCAGAACCACCGAGGAGCUCCGCCGGCAGCGUCGGGUUCGCCAUCCACCGGCGGGGGCGCGGUACCUCCCAGGCCCAGGGUGAGGGCGAGGCGAGGGCAGGCGACGGAUCCACAUAGCAUUGCCGAAAGACUUCGGAGGGAGAGGAUCGCGGAGAGGAUGAAAGCGCUGCAGGAGUUGGUGCCCAACGCUAAUAAGACGGACAAGGCGUCGAUGCUGGACGAGAUCAUCGACUACGUCAAGUUCCUGCAGCUCCAAGUGAAGGUGCUGAGCAUGAGCAGGUUGGGCGGCGCAGCGGCGGUUGCGCCGCUCGUGGCUGAUAUGUCAUCGGAGGCCGGGGCGGGACGAGGAGGAGCUGACGGAGCAGCGGCGGACGACGGCCUGACGGCGGCGGAGAACCAGGUGACGAAGCUGUUGGAGGAGGACAUGGGGUCGGCGAUGCAGUACCUCCAAGGGAAGGGCCUUUGCCUCAUGCCUAUCUCCCUCGCCUCGGCGAUCUCGUCCGCCACCUGCCAUCCCCGGCCUCCCAUUCCUGGCGGUCUCAGCCAGCUCAUCCGCCGCACAGCCCCGUCCCCGCAUGCAGCUGGCGAUGCGCCCUCAUCGCCCAGCAUGUCCGCGCUGACAGUGCAGUCCACCAACGGCGGCGGCGACGCCGAUGUCUCACGGCCCUCCCGCUGCAAGGACUGAGCCUCCGUCCCUCGAGACAGAUGAAUACUAGAAGGAAGAGAGACCCAAAAUGACGAUGCUUCAAGACGACGUCAAGCAAAAAGCACAAGAGAAUAAGGAUGCUUUUUGGAGUUGCUCGCCCGUAUAUGCCUGGAAUGGGAAUGCAUCGACCUGUCCACUUCAAAGUUCCGUCUUUUUCUGCUUCUUUUACUUUCCAUCAGCUUUUUUUACCCUUUACUUUCCUGGAUCUGUAUCAGCUUUAUGUUUGCUUUCUUUCCUUCCUGCCAUUGUUUUACAGCCUGCCCGCAUUGCUCUUUGAUUUCA